Molecule: messenger RNA, 1719 nt
Organism: Aspergillus puulaauensis
Lineage: Eukaryota; Fungi; Ascomycota; Eurotiomycetes; Eurotiales; Aspergillaceae
Product: acyl--CoA ligase
Exons: 2
Coding region: 1-1719 (572 amino acids)
Biological process (GO): secondary metabolic process
Molecular function (GO): CoA-ligase activity
Source: RefSeq, a predicted model, not a curated record
AUGACUGUCAAAUCUACCUAUCCCGCGAUUGACAUUCCAGAGGUAGAUCUCUGGACGUUCUUUUUUGAGCGCAAAGACCGAGCUUAUCCGGAUACCAAGGUACUGUGGCAAGACGACGACACCAGGAGAACAUACACAUAUGCGCAGACUAAAGAUGCGGCCAUUGCUUUCGGACGCGGCCUGCAGGCCCAUUUCGGCUGGAAAUCUGGGGACGUCAUGGCACUAUUCACUGCGAAUUGUAUUGACACCCCGGUUGUCACAUUCGGCACUCUAUGGGCUGCGGGAAUCGUGUCUCCCGCCAGUCCACGAUACACCGCAGAAGAACUUGCUCACCAGUUGAAGGACAGCAGUGCCACUGCGAUGGUUACGCAAUUUCCAAUGCUCGAAAUAGCUUUACAAGCAGCAAAGGUAGCCGGAAUUCCACGGGACCGCAUCAUCCUUAUCGGCGAUGUCCGCGAUCCGGAGGCUCGAAUCAGGCAUUUCACGGAUAUCUUUCGCGAGCUGAAUCCAGGAGUGCAGGAGAGACCUCUUAUAACACCAAAGAAAGACCCGGCGUAUCUCAUGUACUCUUCAGGUACGACGGGGAGCCCGAAGGGCGCAUUGCUCUCGCACUACAAUAUUGUGUCGAAUGUGCUUCAAGCCGAUGCAGUGGAGGGCCGCCAGCUUACGCAUAACGGUGGAGACGAUGGAAGAGGGGAUAGGGUCCUGAUCUUUCUGCCACUUUUCCAUAUCUACGGUAAGGAGGUUUAUUCCGGCACCUAUAGAAAAGCUGACACCGAAGUAAUAGGACUGGCAUGCGGUGUACAUGCUCCACUGUAUAGUGGGUUUGAGGCCAUACUUAUGGCUGCAUUCGACGUUCCCAAAUUCUGCGCUAACGUGCAAAACUUCCAAAUCACAUAUGCACAUAUUGUGCCGCCAGUCGCCCUGGCCUUGGGCAAGCUUGAUAUCGUGAGAAAAUACGAUCUAUCAAGUCUCCGGAUGCUAAACUCUAGUGCAGCACCUUUGCCUGCCGAAAUGAUUAAACGGACUUUCUCCCAGAUCAAAGUUGGUUUAAAGCAGAGUUAUGGCCUUAGCGAGGCUAGUCCGGCCGCAUAUAUACAAACAUGGGAAGACUGGGACAGGGCGGCCGGCUCUGUAGGGAAACUUCUACCUAAUAUGGAGGCGAAGUAUAUGACCAUCCCAGAAAACGACGUCAUAUCUGUCGAAGUCCCCCGGGGUGAAGCUGGAGAGAUAUAUCUUCGUGGACCUAAUAUCUUCAUGGGAUAUCGUGGGCAUCAGCAACCCGCAGUCUCGCCAGAUGGAUGGUUUAAGACCGGGGAUGUUGGCUUCCAGGACAUCGAUGGAAGCCUCUACAUCACGGAUCGGGUCAAGGAACUCAUAAAAUAUAAAGGUUUCCAGGUAGCACCGGCAGAGUUGGAACGCAUUCUCAUUCAGCAUGACGCGGUCGGUGAUGUCGCGGUCAUCGGCGUGAAUAGUUCGGCGGAGGGAACAGAGCUACCCCGGGCAUAUGCCGUCCGGUCACGGAAAACAGACCAGCAAGUAGAGGAGGAGAAGCUCAGCAUCAGGAGGUGGUUUGAUAGUAGGGUAGCACCGCACAAGCGGCUCCGUGGUGGCAUUCGCUUUGUGGAUGAAAUCCCCAAAAACCCAACCGGAAAGAUCCUUCGGCGACAGCUCAGAGAGCUAGCAGAGAAAGAGACUCAAAAACAUUCGAAGCUGUAG